CGGCUCCUACCGCUGCACAGCACCGGGGGCAGGGGGCAGUGGGGUCCAACGCGCCGGUUGCCGCCAGCAAGGUGACGGGGACGGCGUCGCCCCGGCCCGACCCGGCCGCCGCCUCCGCUUGCCGGAGCUGCGUCCCGCCCUCUCGGCGCCGUUUCCAGCCGGCGGCGUUUGGCCGGCGCACGGCGGCGGCAGAGGCGGGAGAUCUGGAGAAGAAGGCGGCGGCUUCAGGCGCUACCAUGUCGGUUAAGAGAGCAUUAAAGUUGGACUCUGUUAAAAAAGAUAAUCCAGCUGAUGCAACACCUUUGAAGACCAAAAAGAAAAAUCUAAUCUACUCACCAACAACAGGAACUUGCCAGAUGAGUCCAUUUUCAUCUCCCAUGAGUUGUAAUGCACAAAACCUUGGAACUGGCCCAUCAGAUGGAGAUGGAACCACAGAGCCGAACAAUUCAGAAAGGAGAUUACCCAGAAGAGGGCAGCCUCAAACAGAGCAGGAAGCGUUCAUGGAAUUACAGUCCAAAGUGAAGAAUUCAUUGGUUAGAAUUCUGAAAAUAAGAGCAAAUCUGGCAAGCCUGCAGGCUUUAGAGGGCAGCAAAGAGCUUGAGAAUAUCAUUGGUGUCUCGGACUUGUCUUGUUCCCUGAAUACUGAAGUGCAGAAAACCAAAGUGCUAAUGACUCAAGCAGAAGAGCUGCAGCUGCUGAAAAGGAACCAUGGAAAACUUCCUGCUCGAGAGUACGUUCAGACUACGAGCAGCUCUGACUUCCUGACCUCGCUUCUUGACCAAGGCAUUAUGUGAAAAAUGCAUUCCGCAUCAACCCCAACUUCUACAUCUGCUUGACUGUACUUAAAAGGAGAGAAGAAAUGGCUGUAAACCAAUCUCCCCAGCAAAUACCAGUUUGGGAUGGCUCAUUGCACCAGGCAGGUGCACAUCUAGAUAAAAUUUCUGGCAUCUAUUUAAACUUAACAAUGUGCACAACCAGAUAAUCUCAAUGUAAAUAAUAUAGCAUGGUUGGCUUAUGCAAGCAUGCCUACAAACUGCAGGGGUAGGCUUGCUGCUGUGGAGAAAAGCAACUCUCUGCUGGGUUUUUUUACUGCAAAUAGAGAAUUUUACUGUUUUAUUAAUAAAGCUCCUCCACUUUUACCCUCCCUCCAAGAA
Molecule: messenger RNA, 1154 nt
Organism: Pogoniulus pusillus (Red-fronted tinkerbird)
Lineage: Eukaryota; Metazoa; Chordata; Aves; Piciformes; Lybiidae
Gene: ITGB3BP
Product: integrin subunit beta 3 binding protein
Exons: 9
Coding region: 237-794 (185 amino acids)
Biological process (GO): regulation of DNA-templated transcription; CENP-A containing chromatin assembly
Cellular component (GO): nucleoplasm
Source: RefSeq, a predicted model, not a curated record